AUGGAGUCUCCACUUAAUCCGGCUAUUUUUAGAUACCUUUUUAACGUGGCGGUAGGAGGCCUCUCAGUUGCUUCAUUUUUUUCAGUUUACCACCAGAUGUACGAUAUGCAGUCUUCUAUGAGUACAUUCUUCAAGAGACUAGACGCUGAGAAGAAUGAGGAGGGUAAGGUAGCCAUCCUACAUGAAAUCCUAGGCCGCCUGCAGUCGGACGCGAUCAAGAAGGAAUUCUCAUCCCGCCUCUCGACAUCCAAGCAUGGUUCGUCACUUGUAAAGUUGGUGAAGCUUGCCAAGGAUGAAUCUAACGCGGAGUCGGUGAGUAUUUCACUCAAGGUGUUGGUGCGUGUCUUCAGCGCUGAUGCAGAGGGCCGUCAAGCAUUGUAUAGGCUCAACGCCUACAAAGUGUUACUCAGUUCCCUGAGUGAAGCGCAUCGCCAGGGAAAUCAAAAUCUCAUGGAAGAGAUUGCGGACGCGCUAAAGAACCUUACACGCGUGGACGAUGAGAUGGUGGUGCUUGACACGGAUGUCCCAAAAGGCUCUGAAGGUGCUUAUGCCUUGGCAAAAAUGCCAGCCACCGUGAAGAUGCUCCGAAUUAUCGACAUCGAAAGCCCCAUUCUCUUUCUCAGUGCCCUCACUGGCAUUUUCGCAAACAUCUGUACACUAAACAUCGGUGCGGUUAAUGUGGGGAAGGGGACGGAUGGCUACAGUGGCAUUUCUUUCUUCUUCCGUCUGCUCGAACACAAUAAUCAUAGUAUCAUCGAGAACUGCGUCAAGGCCAUUAACUACAUGACACGUGCGGAGGUGGGGCUAGAAGAAGCCUCCACAAAGGAAAACAUUGAGCGGCUUGCGGAUAUUCUUCGUGUAAACAUGGAAUCCACAAUCAUUAACCAUAUUCUCACGACCAUCCUCACUAUGACUGGUUCUCGUAAGUACAGAGAACCAUUUCUCACUCAUUUUAUCUCUAGUGUUAUUCCGCAACGGCUUUUUGAGCUUUGGACGCGGUCGCCUGAAAAGUCGAUCCGCAACCGAGCUGAGAUGUUGUGCCGCCUGCUCUCUCAUAUUCCGCUGAGUGCGUCCAAGAUAUCGGCGUUGCUUGACCGCUACCGGAUCGAGAUCGCUGAUCGCCGCCAUAAAGAUGAACAAGAACACCAGCAAAAGAUGCAGCAGAUGCAACAGAACCAGUUUAUGCAGCGAAUGAUGAUGGAACAGAUGGGCAUCGAUCCCUUUUCAAUGGGUUAG
Phytomonas sp. EM1 is the source of this 1236-nucleotide messenger RNA. The record is from the annotation of a GenBank genome assembly. Lineage: Eukaryota; Euglenozoa; Kinetoplastea; Trypanosomatida; Trypanosomatidae.